CCAUCCAAAAGCCACUAAAAGCAGGUCCAGGGGUGCUUUCAAUUUUGCACUGCGAGAAAGUCGGCUUUUAAAAAAAACUGCUUCCUAGAUCCAGUCCUUUGUUUGGCUUUUGGCUUUUAGGGACAAAAGCCAAACCCCAAAGCCAAACCAAACACACCCAAAAACCCAUCCGGUAUGCACUAUGCCCUGUCAGUUGCUUCCCUCCACCAACAAAACCCGGCAACCAAACAAUAUACCGUCGUUUUUGCUCCGCAAGUCUUCUCUGCGCAGCUUGGCUCUCUUGCCUGCUUCUUGCCCAGCCUGCCGUCUAGCUAGUUUCAUUCAUCUAUCAGACAGGUCCCGCUGCUGCUCCGGCCGCUCGGAAUGGCCUCGCCGUCGACAGAAGCCCCACCUCUCCCGACCCUCCGAGACGUCAUCGCCCACGAUGACGACGACGACCACUUCAUCGCAGAAGAGGAGGAGGAUGAGGAGUGGGACGACAUGAGCAAGCGCAUGUCGCGCCUGUCCAUGGAAGGUUCCGAGGCGGGCGACGCCGACGACGAGGACGACGGCGGAGAAGAUGAGGGGGAGGAGGACGACGACGAGUUCGACGACGUGCGGUCGGACGUGAACGCCGCCGCCACGUACCGCGCGUGGCCUCCGCGCGACGAGCCGCAGCAGGCCCCGUCGGCGGCGUCGCUCCCGGGCACGCCGGACCGCGGCGCGCAGGCGCCGUGGUGGCCCGGGCCGAGCGCCAAGGGGUACGCGAGCGAGACGGAGGCGCGGUGGCCGCCCGGCGCGGACGGGCGCGGCGGGAGGCGGCAGCGGCAGCGGAUGGCGGCGCGGGAGGUGUGGCUGGAGCGCGCGUGGCGGACGCGCAAGCAGCGGCGCCAGCUGCAGGAGGAGGUUCCCGUGCCCGUGGUGGUCCUCGGCGGCGGCGGGGGCGACUCACCGGCGAGCCGCGGCGUGGCGAUGGACAUGGAGGAGGUCCGCGCGUGCCGGGACCUGGGCCUCGACCUUCCCUGUGACUGGACCGUGGAGAUCCCAUCCUGCGCGCUCUCCGUCUCCGGCGUCGACACCGCCAGCAGCGGCGGCAACUCGCCGGCCUCCGGCAGCUGGCGCAUCUCCAGCCCCGUAGGCGCAACCAUCUGUUUUGUCAACGAGUGCUCCGGCCGAUCGGCUUGUCCGUACGCACGCGAGUCGCGUCGGUCCGGCCGAGCCGAUGAGGUCGCUCCUCGCUCGCCCCGCGUCACCAACCAGGUCAAUUCGUCGCCGCGCGCACGUCCAUUUGGCAUCAAGCCGACGGGGACGGGGGGGCAUUUGCACGCACAGCACCUCGCGCGGCGCGGAAUCGCAUCCGACGGCCGCCUCCCCUCUCUCUCUUUCUUUGCCCUGCCUUGGCAGGCAGUGCACUGGAACGAACCAAGGUGCGGUUUGGUUCAAGAAAUGUAACGCAAAGGUAAUGGUAAUGGUUUACAUUCGAUUACUGUCGGUAACAAGUUUGAGUAGUCCGGUAUCAAUUUUUAGUAUGGUAUCUGAUUACGGUGGAACUAAAACAAACAUGAUUUAACGUUAUCACUUACCCAUUACGUUACAAAUAUCUGAACCAAACGGUACCCAAGUUUAAAGAGCACGCGCGCCAGGUGUCAUGGUCAUGCAGCAAAAAGCACGCGCUGUGCAUGGGAAUGUGAUUCACCAGCGGCUGUGGGUGUGGAAUGGAAUUGGACUCGUGGCGAUCAACCAAGGCUGCGCCAACGCUGCUUCCCUUGCCCCGCGGGCCGCGCCUUCGUGCUAUCUGCGGCACUGUUCUCACACUGCUGCCCGUCACAGGGGACGAUCCCAAGGACGUGAAGGCGCGGCUCAAGGUGUGGGCGCAGGCGGUGGCGCUCGCGUCCGCAUCUCGUCUCGGUUCCUGAGGUGAGGCACCAACCAAGCAACCGAUCAAGACCGAUGCAAACACACCAUGCAUGCGUACACGUCCACAGGACAGAUUAUUUAGCAGUCGUCUCCACACCAUGUUGUUAAUGUUUGGGCAGCGGGUGGGGUGUGCAAGGCGACCCAACUGCUUUACAGGUGUUGUCAUUCAUGUGUUGAAUCUACAGAAAAAAAAGAAAGAAAGCGAAACAUCUGAUGGUCCAGCGUUUUUGUCCUACCGACAGCUGGUGCUAACUUGUCUGAAAUGAAGGAAGGCUGACAACAUUUAUUUUU
Molecule: messenger RNA, 2187 nt
Organism: Zea mays
Lineage: Eukaryota; Viridiplantae; Streptophyta; Magnoliopsida; Poales; Poaceae
Product: Os05g0140333-like protein
Exons: 2
Coding region: 364-1431 (355 amino acids)
Source: RefSeq, a predicted model, not a curated record